Messenger RNA from Nannizzia gypsea CBS 118893, 3966 nucleotides. Its product is annotated as ATP-dependent RNA helicase A. Gene Ontology annotation, molecular function: RNA binding. The transcript is spliced from 3 exons. The record is from RefSeq and is a predicted model, not a curated record. The coding region runs from base 1 to 3966 and encodes 1321 amino acids. NCBI's taxonomy places the organism in Eukaryota, Fungi, Ascomycota, Eurotiomycetes, Onygenales, Arthrodermataceae. Gene Ontology annotation, cellular component: intracellular anatomical structure.
AUGCCGGCCAUCCCCCUCCGGCUUUCCCUUAGAAAUGUCCGCCAUACUCGAAAGGUCCCUGGUUCGCCGUAUGGGCAGUCCCUAAACGCAGUUUAUAGGGUAUCUCAUUCAAAUGGCUACCGCAUAACUGGGGGACCCGGGGUUUCUCGCAUUCAAUACGUAUCUCCAUGCACCUCUCGAGGCUAUAUUACAGACAGAACUUCACCCGAGCUAUCGUAUAACCGGAAACCGCAGCCCCAGUCACACGAGAGAUCUGUCUCGACACAGGCGGUCGAUAAUAGAUUACUGGCGGGCGAUCCAUCCGUGAAUUCCUCACCAACGGAAUCAGUUAUAUAUCCCGAGCCGUAUUCUAGGUUGACAGAAGCCCAUGCGAGGGAGAAUGCGGCCCUACCAUCUUCAGAAUCGCUCUUGGCCUUACCUACCCUCCUUUCGAAGCCGCAAUCCUCACUUUAUGCUCUAUCGCAAAUGGGGAUUGUUGAGAUUGAUACGGACGUCGCCAAACUCUCUGAUAUAGGUGCUGUCAUGUGUAAAUUGGUAUGUCGUAUUACACCUGCGUCAGGCGUAGGUAUUGGAGAACCAAUUGAGGUCGCAGGUCUUGGGCAGAACUCCCGCUCUGCGGAAAAUGCUGCUUACGUCUUCCUUGUGUCCGCGCUUCAUACCAAGGGCUACCUUAACAAUAUCGUAAAAUCUUUUAAGGCGUUACGGGACACAAGGGCACACCACUUUGAUCUAUCAGAUGUCUACCAUUACGCCUCUCGAUAUGCAAUCUUACCCGAGGUUCAUUGCACAUCCACACCGGAUCCUGGUUUUACAUCCUACGCCCAGCAUGAAGUCAGGAUUGAAUUACCGGCUCAAAAUAUUCGGUCUGUUGCUACAGGGAAUAUUCUUCCCAAGGUCGUCUCAGAGGCUGCCCGCUCCUUUAUAGCUCAGAUAUCACAACAGGAUAUCCCGGAAAAUCAAGGACAAGUUAUACCCGAUUCUGCUCCUCUUACUGUGGAUAUUGCUCCAAAUUUCCUCAAUUUUUACUUAUCAAAAUGUAAUCAAUCUAGCGAGAUUGAAUCUCGUUGCACCCAGGAAAAGGCUGGUGCUUCUACGGUCUACUAUGGAACACUUUUUAUCGAUGGCCAACCUGUGUCAAACCCAGUAAUGGCUGACUCCCCAAAAUCAGCGAAAUCUCUUGCAAGGUUUGCAGGAGCCGUUCAUCUCAUUGGCAAGGAUCCCUCUAUUUGGCCGGAGUUCAUAACGGAGGUGCGGGAGACUGCGCCCCUUGUUCACUCUGUCUCCGUUUCAAUGUCUCCCGCAACUCUUUGUGCCAUCCAAAGCUCCCUCGAAAGCAUAUAUUAUCCCAAAGACCAGGCUAAGACUGAAGAGACUCCUUCAAGUAACAUUGAGUCACUGUUUCCAAACGUCCUUGCUUCCGCCGUGCGCCAGGCCGAGUCCACGGAACCAACUUUUCUACCUUUUAGCGACCGUACUUUGGAGGAAACGCUCCACGCAAGAAAUUCUCUGCCCACAAGGCAGCACGCUAAAGAAAUCCUUGACACUAUAAAUGAAAAUACUGUUAGCAUCAUAGUUGGGUCCACGGGGAGUGGAAAAACCUCCCAAAUUCCUCAAAUGGUGCUGGAGCAGUCCCCCGAUUCUCAUAUAAUGGUUACCCAGCCACGCAGGGUUACUACUACGACGAUUGCGAGGCGAGUCGCAUUUGAACGUGGAGAGGCACUUGGAAAAUCCGUUGGAUAUGAAAUUCGAUGGGAUGCUAUAAAGCCGUCGUCCAACAGUGGUAUCACCUAUAGAACGACUGGAGUUAUGUUACUGGAUAUGUUACGGAGAGGUGAUGAGAUCCUGGACACCGUAUCCCACAUAUUUGUUGAUGAAACUCAUGAGCGUGAUACCCCUACAGACCUUCUCCUGGCAUUAUUGAGGAGAGAAAUCAAUAGACGUACCAAUGCAUCCAUGUCUGUUCCAAAGAUCAUUAUUAUGACCGCAGAUCCCGAAACAGCCGCACUUGAAAGCUAUAUGGGAACUGUGUCCGAAAAUGGAGAAUCUACUCCAGCAACUCGCAUGGAGAUGCCGAAUUCACAUCAUCCUGUUCAGCGUUAUUUCCUUGAGGACAUACUGCACUCAUUGUUUUCCACUCAUUCUGCUGAAGAUCUGAUGCCCCUACUCUCUGACACAUCAACAAGUCAACAUAUUGCAGCUGAGAAGAAUUUGAUAACCCCUGAACCCUCGAAAGACAAUGACGAGGCUAAGCUACCCAUUCCCAAUGCCUUGUUGGAGGAGGCUACUGCCAAUUCCCCAAUCAGUGAGAAAGAGCAUUUCGUUCCUCUUGGACUGACCGCUGCUACAAUUGCCCAUAUUGCUAAAACUGAGGACGAAGGUGUGAUCCUAGCUCUGUUUCCAGGCCUUGACGUGAUGAAGCGCCUAGAAAAACUACUCUAUGAACAUCCUCUAGGAAUUGAUUUUAGCGACGAAGCCAAAUUCCAAAUUUUCAAGUUACACUCCGGUCUGGGCGAUAUCGACGAGACUGUGUUACGUCCAGCCAAGGAGGGAUGCCGCAAAAUCAUUCUGUCAACAAAUAUUGCUGAGAACUCAAUAAAUAUACCAGAGGUUCGAUAUGUAGUUGAUAGCGGAAAGAAGCAUGAUUCGGUCUAUGACCCUUCAACUGGCCUGCGGAAGGUAGUGGGUGGCUGGGUUGACAAGCUGGCUAUCCAUCAAAGGGAGGCUUGUGCAAGCAGGACUGGAAACGGGUCCUACUAUGCCACAUUCACACAGUCCAGAUAUGACACUUUGACAAAGAGCGCCCCUCCUCGAAUCUAUGUGGACGAAAUCGAAACCGAAUCGCUUCAGCUGAGGGCCACCCUGCCCAAUUUACCUCUCCGCGAUUUCAUGCGUCAGGUGCCAAAUCCACCUUCACUGGAUCGCCUCAACAGUACCACUGCGAACUUGCAGUCAAUCGGAGCAAUAGACAACAAUGGUGAUAUUACCGCUCUAGGUCGUAUCCUAUCUCUAUUACCUGUCCCGCUAAAGGCUGGUAGGAUGGUCAUGCUCGGUAUCCUAUUGCGAUGUCUUGAGCCCGCUUUGGUUCUUGGUGCCGCCACGCACGCCCGCUCCCUUUUCAUCCCAUCUAGGUCUGAGCGAUGGUAUAAUUCACCGCGCCGGAAGUUUGCUGGGGACACCAACAGCGACCACAUAGCAAUAUUACGAGCCUAUCGGAAAAUUCGCCAAAUUUCCAACAGGGAUGGGCAAGAUGCUGCUCGGAAAUAUUGCUUGCAGCAUUCUAUGAGCCACGCGACAUAUUUGGACAUGGAGUUAUUCAUCUCACGAAUAACCCUCACUCUUCGUCAUCUCAACCUCAUCCCGGCAACAGAGAGUGAGUCUGGGGAUCAGCUUCAGAAAGUCCUCAACGAAAACUCUGGCGACCAUUCAGUUCUCAGGGCACUUAUCACUGCCACCGUGACCCCAAAUAUUGCAAUCAAACCCAGUGAUAGUGGAGGCCAAUGGCACACCAAACGUUUCCCAGCAGCUGUCGUUAGCAAUAAAAGCACGAACUCGUUCCAGAAAAGCUGGGCGGGUCGAAUGCUGGCGUUUAACGAGGCAUUGAACUUCCAUAGUGAGGCAGACGCAAUCAUGAUGGACACAACAACUAUCCACCCAUUGAUGGCCUGUCUCUUUGGUGGAAACCUGGCCCGCGAGGAUAAUGCCCUGUUUCUUGAUUCCCACUUAGCAGUCAAAGUCAAAUCCCCUGAUGGCACGCUGGAAGGUAAUUCUAAGGCUGCCAGUGCCGUUGUCAAGGCAAGAAAGCUGAUAGACAAGGCAUCCGAGGAUUUCUUCAACGACCUCGCCAGCAACAGGAGCUGGAGGGAGGCUGAAUCAGAUCGGCGAACCCUUGCGACUCAGAUCAAAAGCAUCAUAGAUACCUUGCCUGAUACCCGUCAAUCAGGCCCGUUGAUACGAAAUAUCCCCUAA